CACCCCGUGCGCGACGCGCACAGGAACCCAGCGCAAGAGCAGAAUCCCGAAUACAGCGUCGCUGCUGACCAGGAAGGAAAUUCCAGGCUCGCUCAGCUGCGCCACCAUGACGAAACUCCUGCAGUGGCUCUGGACUCUGUCUAUCCUGGGUGCCGUCUGGGCAGCUCUCACUCUCAACCUCUUGGGGCUCGAUCCGCUGCCCCCAGCCUGGCACCAAGUGCUGUGGCCUCUGCCCACCUACCUGCUGGUGGCCUUUGGCUGCUACUCACUGGGCGUUGUCGGGUACCGCUUGGCCACCUUCAACGACUGCGAGGAGGCAGCAAGAGAGUUGCAGGAGCAGAUCCGAGAGGCCCGGGAAGACCUCUCCCGCCGCGGACUGCGGUUCUGACCCUCCCUGCCACAAGGACUUGAGCACAGCACCCCUGUGGAAAGAAGCAGCCUGUCUGGAGCAAUAAAUAAAAUUUCAGAGAACAUGACCGGGCUCUUUGGUGGCCUGGUGGUGGAUUUUUAAAAGAAUCGAAUCUGCUGGGUGUGGAUUGCAUAGGUGCCGGUGCGAGGCAAGAGAUUGUGAACCAGUGUCUCCCAUAUUACACAUU
Lacerta agilis (Sand lizard) is the source of this 596-nucleotide messenger RNA. It is a transcript of the gene DPM3, whose product is annotated as dolichyl-phosphate mannosyltransferase subunit 3, regulatory. Lineage: Eukaryota; Metazoa; Chordata; Lepidosauria; Squamata; Lacertidae. The record is from RefSeq and is a predicted model, not a curated record. The transcript is spliced from 2 exons. Gene Ontology annotation, cellular component: endoplasmic reticulum membrane; dolichol-phosphate-mannose synthase complex. The coding region runs from base 107 to 388 and encodes 93 amino acids. Gene Ontology annotation, biological process: GPI anchor biosynthetic process.